Molecule: messenger RNA, 696 nt
Organism: Mytilus trossulus (common blue mussel)
Lineage: Eukaryota; Metazoa; Mollusca; Bivalvia; Mytilida; Mytilidae
Product: homeobox protein 9-like
Exons: 1
Coding region: 1-696 (231 amino acids)
Source: RefSeq, a predicted model, not a curated record
AUGCCAAGAACCAACAGAAAUGACAAUAGCAAUAGCAAUAAAAGAAAAGAUCGGAAUAGCAGCGACAGUGGAACUGAUACUAAACAGAAUAAACAGAGUAAACAGUACAAAAGAAGUGAGUUUCAAGAAUCGGACAUAUCGGUGAGUGAAAUCUUAAAUCACACAAACUCAAUUUUGUAUAAUUCUGACGACGAUAUAGAGAGCAAAGUCUUCAGUGAAACACCCGUAGAGCAAAACCAAACGAAAAACAAUACAGAAACCAAAAUGGCAUCAAGUGGGAAAAAUCAAAAUAAAAACACUGACCCUUCAGUCUCUGAAAAACUUGAUACUAUAGUAAGUGCUAUACAUGAUCUCAAAUCAAACCAAGAAGGAAUGAAAAGAAUGUUCGAGUCAAAACUUGAUAAAUUGAGAACUGAUUUAAUGGCAAAUGUAGACAACAAAAUUCGAGCACUGCGUGACGAGUUAUCAGUGGACAUUAGUAUGGAAACUAGACGAACGGAUCAACUUUCUGUUCAAUCGAUACAAUCACGACUAGACGGUAUUGAAGAACACAAUAUUACUCACUCCGCAGAUAACGGGAACGGUGUAUUGAACUCAGUAGAUAAUUUACAUAUCAAUCCGUUAAAUAAUCCCGAGAUAACUAUAACCGCAAGCGGUAUUCCAGUAACGGAAGGCCAAAGCGGAGAAUCUUAUUAG